Tripterygium wilfordii is the source of this 1957-nucleotide messenger RNA. RefSeq names its product transcription factor bHLH144-like. The transcript has 4 exons. Gene Ontology annotation, molecular function: protein dimerization activity. The record is from RefSeq and is a predicted model, not a curated record. The coding region runs from base 806 to 1519 and encodes 237 amino acids. Lineage: Eukaryota; Viridiplantae; Streptophyta; Magnoliopsida; Celastrales; Celastraceae.
UUUAAUUGUACUGUUAUACCCACUCAAGCUCUGCUUUACUCUCUGCUUCGUCCUCUCUCUCUAGAUUUUCUCACUCUAGAUCUUCAGCGUAAAUCUAGGAAACCUACCAGAUCUCCAACCUCCAUCUUUGUUUUUCCUUUUGGUAGCUGCAUAAGUAACCAUGUUAUAUGUUUAAGAUUGAGACCUUUUUUUGCUUUAUGGGCGGUUGGGUUUGCUAAAAAGGGUUCAACAAUGCCGUGGACAUCUUCUUUUGCGACUUACAUGAGCAACUGUGUUCGCUUGGUGGUGUUCUUUCGUGUUAUACUGUAAUUUGAAUUUCCCUUUUUCUGGGUGAGGUCCUGUUCCUUCAUUGUGUUUCUAAUUCUUGAGUGGUUUAGGAGUGAGAAUGUACUUUGCUUUAACUAGAAAAAGAUAUCGAGCAGUGAAGGAAGCAGGACAAAUUAAAAUGAGCGUUGGGAUUAUUGCUUACUACCAAGUGAAUGAAGUGAUGCAAGUUUGUCAGGCUGAAUAUUUCCGUCAAUUGCUUAAACCUGUUACGUAGUUUGACUUUACAAAACCCGGGGUUAUUGGGAUUUGGAAAAGGCUGGUUCCCUGGUUAUGUUCAUAUGUAAGUCGGCAUUGACAAAAUGAAGGUAUAUGUGAUGCUGACUGUUGAUUUGGAAUAAGCGGCUCUGUUUCACUUGGAUGGCUGUAUAGCUUUCUCUUAGUUUUAGGAAUCUUCACUGGAUCGAAACUUGUAUAAUUGCCUACUUAAAGACCACAAUCUAUCAUUGCCUUGAAACUUAUUGAUUAAGAGGAGACUCUGAUGCAUAGUGAUCAGCAAUUUUACCACAGAAAGGCAGCAUCUCCCCCUGCAAAUCAAGUGGGAAACAGAUAUGUGGAUAUUCCUGUUGCCUCUGCCUAUGGUGCUGCUUUGCCCCCUCCAGCAAAGCACUCAAUCCCCUUUCAUGGCGUUGAAUUUCAAACCUCUGAGGUUUGUCCUAGGAACUUCAUCAUCUUUGAUCAGACUGAACACAAAAGUCAGAUUAUGUUCCACCCUGCGAAUGCCCUCAAAUUUGGUGGUCCUGGUUUUGACGUUCAUGCAACUUAUGUCCAGGAAACUUUUGAGAAGGAAGAGGUGAAGAAUAUGAAAAGAAUGACAUCUUCUCUGGUAGAAGAUUCAGCAGAUAUUGAUUUGUUACUGAGUUUGGAAGAGGGGGAACAUGAGGACUAUGAUGAAGAAGAGGUCAGCACGGCAAGGACUGAUGCUAAUCACGGAAGUGACUCCUCUGAAUUUUGCUCCACUUAUGGUUCAAGACCCUGGAGGGAUGGUUCAUCUUCUUCUGUUCAGAAGUCAUCUGACAGCAGUCAGAGUGAGAGGAAACGGCAGAAAAUGAAGAAGAUGGUGAAGACACUUAGAGGUAUUGUACCUGGUGGUGACCAAAUGAAUACCGUUACUGUUCUAGAUGAAGCUGUCAGGUACCUCAAGUCUCUAAAAGUCGAGGCACAGAAACUUGGAGUUGGAAGCUUUAACAAUUAAGCUUCAUCUUAUGCCAUGAUAAUCAAAACAUAAAACUUGGUUUACUGUGAUCGAAAUCUACUUCUCCCCUUCCUCCCCCCACCCAAUUCCCGGCCACACGCUCUCUCUUUCUCUGCAGGUAUGCAUUAGGAGGACACUAAUAGCAAGUUAUGGAACUCAUGGCCUCUUUGGAAAUCCAACUGUCUGGGUGGAUCAUGCAACUCUGUUAUAUAGUUGACCGUUGUUUUUCUGGCUCGUUGUUACUUGUCUCUAUGCUUUAAAUAAUGGGCAUCCUACAAAUGCGCAGACGCGAUAAGUAAAUGCUUUCUCGAUGUAUUUGGGACGCCUUGAUUUAUUUUAUGUGCACUUUUCUGCUUUAUCAAAAGGGUUUGUUGUCAUCAAACCCAUAGUUACUCACUGUCUUACAUUAAGAUAAUAUUUUAGUAUGCUCGUGGCCUA